CCCUAGCGGCGGCCCGUGCAGCGCUCCCGCGAGACGCUCACCUGCGGCCCAGCCAUUCACUGGGUAUGAAAUCCAGACUGGAAGCCCGAGUUAGAACACAGAACUUUCUCUUUGGGGAGAGAAGAGCACAACACACAGGGUUUUCUGGAUGCUUGGCCCCUCCUCCUCACAAGCCUCCCAGAAGCCAAAAGUCUGAAGCUCCUCAGAUCAGCCCAGGAGUUUGUCCCUGACUUCCUCCUGGCUUCUCUCCUGCAGGUGCCUGGCUGCAGCAAACCAUGCGCUGAGCCAUGCCCAGGCCUGGACAGCCCCGCCCAUCAUCUGGGCCUCCGCGCUUGGGGCCCUGGGAGCGGCCAGCAGAGCUAUGCCUGGAGACCAAUGACGAGCCCCCCCAGCCCCCACCAGGCCGCCGCGCCCGCAGGCCGGACCCCAAGGACCCGGGCCACCAUGGACCUGAGAGCAUCACCUUCAUCUCCGGCUCUGUGGAGCCCCCCUCGGAGCCGCCCACCUGCUGCCUGUUCUGGCGCCCCUGGGGGUGGGACUGGUGCCGGGCUGCCUCCUGCUUCCGCCGCUGCUGGGAUUGCCUUCAGCGCUGUGGGGCGUGUGUACGGGGCUGCAGUCCCUGCUUGUCUGCCGGGGACUCCCCCGAGGGAUCCGCCGAAACUAGCUGGGCCAAGGAGCCCAAUGGUGUGCCUCCCAGCCCGGACCGCGCGCCCCCCAGCCGCCGGGAUGGCCAGCGGCUCAAGUCCACGAUGGGAAGCAGCUUCAGCUACCCCGAUGUCAAGCUCAAGGGCAUCCCGGUCUACCCCUACCGCCGCUCCACCUCCCCAGCCCCCGACGCGGACUCCUGCUGCAAGGAGCACCUGCCCGCCGAGCCCCCUCUCCUGCGGCACAGCCUGCCCAGCACGCUGACCAGCAGCCCCCGUGGCUCCGAGGAGUACUACUCUUUCCAUGAGUCGGACCUGGACUUGCCCGAGAUGGGCAGCGGCUCCAUGUCAAGCCGAGAGAUCGACGUGCUCAUCUUCAAGAAGCUGACCGAGCUGUUCAGCGUGCACCAGAUCGACGAGCUGGCCAAGUGCACCUCCGACACGGUGUUCCUGGAGAAGACCAGCAAGAUCUCGGACCUGAUCAGCAGCAUCACGCAGGACUACCACCUGGACGAGCAGGACGCGGAGGGCCGCCUGGUGCGCGGCAUCAUCCGCAUCAGCACGCGAAAGAGCCGCUCCCGCCCGCAGACCUCAGAGGGUCGUUCGGCCCGGGCUGUGGCCCCCACUGCCGCCGCCCCUGACAGCGGCCACGAGACCAUGGUGUGCUCCGGUCUCAGCCAGGAUGAACUGACAGUGCAGAUCUCCCAGGAGACUACAGCAGAUGCCAUCGCCCGGAAGUUGAGGCCAUAUGGAGCCCCAGGGUACCCAGCCAGCCCCGACUCCUCCUUCCAGGGCACCGACACAGACUCAUCUGGGGCACCUCUGCUACAGGUGUACUGCUAACCUCUGCUGGGCCCAGCCCUUCCUGGGAGAAGCCUGCAGAGCAGAGGAGCUAGGACCCCCUUUGAGGGAGGUUGCACCGUGAGCCUAGAAGCUAUGCUCACCUUGGCUCUUCCUCCUUUGGCUGACUGGUUCCUGAACCACACGCAUUUCACAGGGCCAUGGAACCCAUCUCCAUCUCCAACUGGCCUGACCCCUGCCUAGGCCUGUUCCUUCCUGUGGCCUGAUCAUGGAAAGCAAGGACUUGGGAGCUACCUUUUGGGAUUAAAUCCCUACUCCUUCCGCACGUCACUCUAAGCAAGCAUAGAAACUUAAGCGGGCAGGGUUGGGGUGGCAGGGCUUCUCUGGAAUUCUAUGGGCAGUGCCCAUUCCUUGUUGUAUUCUGUUGAAGUUUGUUCUGGUUCUUGGUUGUUGUUCUACAUGUUAACAUGACCAUAGUUGCAAGUACAGA
Messenger RNA from Jaculus jaculus (lesser Egyptian jerboa), 1935 nucleotides. It is a transcript of the gene Kdf1, whose product is annotated as keratinocyte differentiation factor 1. Gene Ontology annotation, cellular component: cell junction. Bases 288 to 1487 code for a protein of 399 amino acids. Gene Ontology annotation, biological process: keratinocyte development; regulation of epidermal cell division. The transcript has 4 exons. Lineage: Eukaryota; Metazoa; Chordata; Mammalia; Rodentia; Dipodidae. The record is from RefSeq and is a predicted model, not a curated record.